This is a messenger RNA of Micropterus salmoides (largemouth bass), 2502 nucleotides long. It is a transcript of the gene prkar2ab, whose product is annotated as protein kinase, cAMP-dependent, regulatory, type II, alpha, B. The coding region runs from base 390 to 1586 and encodes 398 amino acids. Gene Ontology annotation, cellular component: cAMP-dependent protein kinase complex. The transcript has 10 exons. Gene Ontology annotation, biological process: regulation of protein phosphorylation. NCBI's taxonomy places the organism in Eukaryota, Metazoa, Chordata, Actinopteri, Centrarchiformes, Centrarchidae. Gene Ontology annotation, molecular function: cAMP-dependent protein kinase regulator activity. The record is from RefSeq and is a predicted model, not a curated record.
AACAGCACGUGCCAUUAGAAGAAGUCUUGUGCACCUCUUAAAAACAUCUAUGAUGGUGUCUGAUUCUGCAGCAGUUAAAAAAAGGUCUCUCUCUCUGCUGUUUCUUUGCCAAAUCAACUUCUCAUGUGUAAUCCAUCGGACAGCCUUUAAUUACAUCUGAUGUGAAGUCCUGGUCAAUACUUUCCAACAGGCCGUGCUAAAUAAAGAAAUCAAUAAACUGCCGGGCGUUCGAGAGAGUGGGACGAGAGGAGGAGGAGUCACUUUGCUCCUGUGAUGACAGUCCAGACACAAGUAGAGUUUUGAUAUUACACAUCUAAAUAUUUGUUUAGUUUUGGUUUUGAGGUUAAGUGUGAACUAUCAACAUCCAAACCCGUGACCUCUGAACCUGCAUGAUGAGUGCUGUUGAGAUACCGGCUGGUUUGAAAGAGCUGCUGCAGGGAUACACAGUGGAGGUGCUUCGCCGCAGGCCGCCAGACUUGGUUGAAUUUGCAUUGCAGCAUUUUACGCAAAUUCUGGAGAGCCAAAAAAAUGACCAAAGAGCCAAGAAACGCAGUGCCAGGCCGGCACGGAAAGGAGUGACCUUUGAAACAAAGUCAGAUAAGCCCAACAAGGAUGAAGAGGAGGAGGACGAAGAUGCUGAUCAGUCCACCACUAGUAAAUACAACCGCAGAGUUUCAGUUUGUGCAGAGGCUUACAACCCUGAUGAUGAUGAGGACGAUGAUUCAGAGCCUCGGGUCGUAUAUCCCAAAACAGACGAGCAGCGCCGCAGACUUCAGGAUGCGUGCAGAGACAUUUUACUGUUUAAAACACUGGAGCAGGAGCAGUUCUCUGAGGUUCUGGACGCCAUGUUCGAGGUGUUGGUCAAACCUCAGGAACACAUCAUAGACCAAGGAGAUGAUGGAGACAACUUCUACGUCAUAGAGAAGGGUGUGUAUGAUAUUUUUGUGCAGAAGGACGGAGCAAGCGUGUGUGUUGGAAAGUAUGACAAUAAGGGUAGUUUUGGUGAGCUGGCUCUCAUGUACAACACGCCGCGAGCUGCCACAAUUGUUGCAACACAGGACGGCGCCCUGUGGGGCCUGGAUCGAGCCACAUUUCACAGGCUGAUUGUUAAAAAUAAUGCGAAGAUGAGGAGGAUGUAUGAGGCCUUCAUCGAGUGUGUUCCACUUCUGAAGUCUCUGGAGCUCUCUGAGAGAAUGAAGAUUGUGGAUGUUUUGGGAGCCCGAGCGUUCAAAGACGGAGAGUGCAUAAUUACACAGGGGGAGGAGGCCGACUGUUUCUACAUUGUGGAAUUGGGAGAGGUGAAGAUAAUGAUAAAAAGCAAAACGAAGGCCGGCCAGCAGGAUAACACAGAGGUUGAGGUGGCUCGUUGCUCCAGAGGGCAGUAUUUUGGAGAGCUGGCGCUGGUCACCAACAAACCUCGUGCAGCAUCAGUUUAUGCUGUGGGAGAAACCAAAUGUUUAGUAAUUGACAUCCAGGCUUUUGAGCGUUUGCUGGGACCCUGUAUGGACAUCAUGAAGAGGAACAUUUCCCAGUAUGAAGACCAGCUGGUGGCACUGUUUGGCUCCAGUCUGGAUUUAAAACACUAGGGCCUAUAAUUUCAAAAUAAAGUAAUACAUAAGCCAAACAUAGUGAUAGUGCAUGUAACGCAUGAUUACCUUCCCCUUGAAUAUUCAGUCUUGUUAUGUUCCUUGUAACGAGUUAUGAAUGUUUAGGUUGUGAAUAGGAUAAAUACUGUAUGUUUCUUGUGUGAUAAUUACCCGGAGUAAAUCUAGACUGCAGAAAAGUCUGUGCUUAAAUAUACCUCAUUGGAUAAGUCAGUUUACAGCCGGUGAGCUUCAGUUAAUCUGCUGACAGUACAGUACCGAGCGGACCAUCAUACUGAACCUACCGAGUACCCACUACUCAUGCUCAAACCCCAUUGGCUCACAGAACUGGAGCCUUAGGAGGGAGGGGUUUUUGAGGUUCUCCUGACUUUCCUGAGUUGGAAAUCCUACUUAAGACUACACUAUAAACUCUUUAGGGAAGUGUUUACUGAGGCAAUAAAUCAAGUGGGAAAUAGGGCCAUCUUGUCAUUGACUCCAGUGCAAUCAGGCUUCUUUUUGCAACCAGUGGAGUCGCCCCCUGCUGGCCAUAAGAAAGAAUGCAGGAUUAAGGCACUUCCACAUUGGCUUCAUUUUAAAACCUGGAGGUCCCCACUUUAUCGACCACAAGUCCAUGACCGACUCCUUUUAUACAGCUACUGAUUUAUCAUUUCAUGUGUUGUUCCUUGUCUACUGUAUAUAGGUGUGAUCUUUUGACAUGUGACAGUAGGAAAAGCACAGGUAUAAAUAAUAAAGUUAACGAUGGCUGAAUUUUUUUAGCUGCUUCAGUUUCAGUGUCCUGGUAUUGUGCAUACUGACUCACGGUCAUGGCUCACUGGGCCACUUAAACAGAACAGAGCCGUCAUUCAUACUGUGAUGUGCUUUUCUUACUAUGACAAAAUAAAAUGGCUGCUUUUCUGAA